AUGGCAGCCGACAGCUCCCUGCUGCAGCUGGAGCAGCUCCUGGGAGCAGCAGCAUCGACGCCUGCUGCUGCCACCAGCAGCAGCAGCAGCAGCAGCAGCAGCAGCGGGGGCCCUCCUCCCGUGCUCACCAAGGAAGCAGCACGCAGCGCCGCCAUCGCAGCAGCAGCACAAGCCACGGCCCUCUCCCAACGCUGCCAGUCUUUGCUGCCGCUCCUCAAACAAGCUGCAGAAAACAAAACCAACAGCAGCAGCAGCAGCAGCAGCAGCAGCAGCAGCAGCAGCAGUGACGCUAGCUCGACUGCCCCCAGCAGCAGCAGCAGCAGCAGCGACGCUGCUGCUGCCAGCAACUCCCUAUUAUUAGAGUUAGAUUCGGACGCGGAGGGCCCUGUGGUGGAACUGGACGUGGGCGUGGGCGUCUUCGAGGUGAAGGGGCAGCUGCCCCCAGACUCUCGGCUGCAGCAGAUGGGCAUUGCCCUCGUCGAUUUGCCUGAAGGGCCUUCACAAGACUCUGCUGCGCCGGGACCCCCCUUGGACGCGCUGCAGCGGGCGCUGGCGGCGCGGCAGCAGCAGACCUGCUGCAGCAGCAGACCAGUGGUCACGGUCCUCUCCAGCGGCAGCAGCAGCAGCAGCAGCAGCAGCGAAGGGGAAGACAGCGACGAGGCGCCUACUGGCUAG
Molecule: messenger RNA, 675 nt
Organism: Eimeria necatrix
Lineage: Eukaryota; Apicomplexa; Conoidasida; Eucoccidiorida; Eimeriidae
Exons: 3
Coding region: 1-675 (224 amino acids)
Source: RefSeq, a predicted model, not a curated record